UCGCCACCGCCACCGAGGAUUGCGUUGGCGGACUCAGCAAGGGGACGUGGGGCGCAGACACAGGGCCCCGGAGGACGCGGCGGCAGUUAGGGGUGCACGGUGUGCGCUGCGGAACCGACCUGAGCUGCCACUUUCCUAGACCCCGCCGCUCAGCGCCGCGGCCAUGCGCUCCCUGUGGAGAGAAAUCCUCCUGGAGACCCUUUUGGGGUAUGUUUCUUGGUCUCUCUUGCAUGGGCUGGCCCCAAUGAUUUAUUACUUUCCUCUGCAAACACUGGAACUCACCGGGCUAGAAGGGUUUAGCAUAGCGUUUCUUUCUCCGAUAUUCCUAACGAGCACUUCUGUCUGGAAGCUGGUUAAGAAGAAGUGGAUGCUGACCCUGCUGCGGGUGAUCACUGUUGGCAGCAUAGCCUCCUUCCAGGCUCCAAAUGCCAAACUUCGGUUGGUGGUCCUUGCGCUUGGUGUGUCUUCUUCGCUGAUAGUACAAGCUGUGACGUGGUGGACAGGAAGUGGUUUGCAAAGGUACCUCAGAAUCUGGGGAUUCAUUUCAGGACAGAUUCUUCUCGUUGUUCUCCGCAUAUGCUACACUUCACUAAACCCAAUCUGGAGUUAUCAGCUGUCCAACAGAGUGAUACUGACGUUAAGUACCAUAGCCACACUUGAUCGCAUUUCCACAGAUGGUGACUGCAGUAAGCCUGAGGGGAGGAAGAGCAGCCAGACAGCCAAGGGGGUGGCCUGCAGGUCUCACUGGCUGUUGGCCGGGGCUGCCUUUGGCAGCCUUAUGUUCCUCACCCACUGGAUUUUCGGAGAAGUCUCUCUCGUUUCCAGAUGGGCAGUGAGUGGGCAUCCUCAGCCAGGGCCAGAUCCCAACCCAUUUGGAGGUGCAGUUCUGCUGGGUUUGGUGAGCGGAUUGACACUUUCGACUUGUUCGUGGUUCCCGGGUACCAGUUUCAUCUGGUGGGUUACAGGAGCGGCUUCGGCUGCGGGACUUCUUUACUUGCCCACGUGGGCAGCCGCUGUUUCUGGCUGUGUCCUCGCCCUCUUCACGGCGUCCAUGUGGCCUCAAGUGCUCGGACACCUUAUCAGCUGCAGCUCGAGCCCUGGGAAAAGCAUGACCAUUGCUAUGGUGUUUUAUCUGCUAGACAUAUUUUUCUGUGCAUGGUGCACCGCGUUUAAAUUCGUCCCAGGAGGUGUCUACGCCAGAGAAAGAUCUGACAUGCUUUUGGGGACAGUGAUGGUAAUUCUUGGACUGAAUAUGCUGUUCGGCCCUAAGAAAAGUCUUGACGUUUUUCUUCAAACAAAAAACAGCCCUAAAGUGCUUUUCAGGAAGAGUAAAGAGUACAUGAAACUUUUUUUGUGGCUGCUUGUUGGUAUUGGGCUAUUAGGAUUAGGACUACGGCAUAAAACCUAUGAGAGCAAAUUGGGCAAAGGGCUUCCUCAGGCACCAGUCACGGAGGUCUCGGCUGCCAUCUGGCCUUUCCGGUUUGGCUACGACAACGAAGGAUGGUCCAGUCUAGAAAGAUCGGCUCAACUGCUUAAUCAAACAGGUGCAGAUUUCAUAACAAUUUUGGAGAGUGAUGCUUCUAAGCCCUUUAUUGGGAACAAUGACUUAACCAUGUGGUUAGGAGAGAAGUUGGGUUUCUACACUGAUUUUGGUCCAAGCACAAGAGAUCACACUUGGGGAAUUAUGGUUUUGUCAAGAUACCCUAUUGUGAAAUCGGAGCACCACCUUCUCCCGUCACCAGAGGGCGAGAUUGCACCAGCCAUAACCCUGACCGUGAACAUCUCGGACAAACUGGUGGAUUUUGUUGUGACACACUUUGGGAAUCACGAAGAUGACCUCGACAGGAAACUUCAGGCUAUUGCUGUUUCAAAAUUACUGAGAAGUAGCUCUGAUCAGGUGGUAUUUCUGGGAUAUAUCACUUCAGCGCCUGGUUCUAGAGAUUAUCGACAGCUCAUCGAACAUGGCAAUGUGAAGGAUAUUGACAGCACGGAUGAAGACAGGUGGUGUGAAUACAUUAUGUACCGAGGGCUGAUCAGAUUGGGUUAUGCAAGAAUCUCCCACGCUGGACUGAGUGACUCUGAAAUUCAGAUGGCCAAAUUUAGGAUCCCUGAUGACCCUGUUGAUUACAGAGACAACCAGAAAGUGGUUACAAACCACAGGGAAGUGCCCCCCAAAAUUCAUUUCAAUCCCCGAUUUGGAUCCUACAAAGAAGGACACAAUUAUGAGAACAACCAUCAUUUUCAUAUGAGUACACCAAAAUACUUUUUAUGAACUAUUUAACACACCAAUUCAUUGAGCAAGUCUAAGGAAAACAAAAGUA
Phyllostomus discolor (pale spear-nosed bat) is the source of this 2321-nucleotide messenger RNA. It is a transcript of the gene CWH43, whose product is annotated as cell wall biogenesis 43 C-terminal homolog. Gene Ontology annotation, biological process: GPI anchor biosynthetic process. Gene Ontology annotation, cellular component: endoplasmic reticulum. The transcript is spliced from 16 exons. The coding region runs from base 164 to 2272 and encodes 702 amino acids. The record is from RefSeq and is a predicted model, not a curated record. NCBI's taxonomy places the organism in Eukaryota, Metazoa, Chordata, Mammalia, Chiroptera, Phyllostomidae.